Magnusiomyces paraingens is the source of this 2166-nucleotide messenger RNA. RefSeq lists its product as uncharacterized. The record is from RefSeq and is a predicted model, not a curated record. NCBI's taxonomy places the organism in Eukaryota, Fungi, Ascomycota, Dipodascomycetes, Dipodascales, Dipodascaceae. Bases 1 to 2166 code for a protein of 721 amino acids. The transcript has a single exon. Gene Ontology annotation, molecular function: protein dimerization activity.
AUGAGAAAACAACCAGUCCUCAUUAAGCCUAAAGCCAUGGACACUCUACAAGACUCACAAACUUCCACUACUGCCCAAGAGGCACCUCAAAAUUCCCAAUCAAAACCUUCCAAACCUCAGUCUGCAUCAUCCAAAUCAAAAGCUCGAUCUCAAAGCACAUCUGCAGCUGUCAAACCUUCAUCUAAAAAACCUAGCCAAGUUGUAAAACCAGCCUCAACUAUUAUCCCAGCUUCCCAUACUACGGCCUUACCUUCUCCAGCAAACUAUGAGUUUCAACAAGCGUCCCCAGCAAUCAAUACACACAGCUUCAUCCUGGAUCCCCUGGUUCUACCACCUCCAGCUUUAGAAAACGAAGUCAUUUAUAACAACAGCAACAACAACAACAACAAUAAUAAUAAUAACAAUAACAAUACCAAAGCGCCAUCGUUACCAUCAUCUGUCACAAAUACCCCAAGACUUGGCGAUGAAAUCUCUCCAUCGAUCCAACCCGUGAAACUACCACCACCACCCCACCGCAAGCGUACCAUUAUUCAUGUUACUCCCAAUACCAUUGAGAACUCGGGGUUUUCGGCUGCAAACUCAGGGAAAUCUCCAAGUCUUUCCUCCAGUGGAUCAAAGCGACGGCGACGUAAUAGUAGCGUUGUGUCUUCAGCCUCUGCCUUUGAUUCAAUUUCUUCCACUCCCAUGACUUCUCCUGCAUUGUCCCCACGCAGUAUGGCCAUCAAUAGCGAACGGUCAAGUGGAAGACAAUCACGCAAGGCAUCAACAAAAGAUAGUACUGGCAGUGGCACUGGUGCUGCUGUUAAUUCUUCUUCUUCUUCUUCUACAAAUGGAGAUGAAAACAAUUCACCGCCCACCCCACCCAUGCUGUCUGAUCAGGAACUCAAGAGACACGCCCGCCGGACAGCUCACUCAGAAAUUGAGCGUCGGAGGCGGUCAAAAAUGAACCAGGAGUUUGAUGCUCUAAAGCAGCUGGUUCCUGCGUGUCAGCAGUCCAUCACCUCUGCUGGCGGAGGUGGUAAUAAUAAUAAUUCUGGUAGCAACAACAAUUCUAGUAAUAAUAGUAAUGGAGCAAGCGUAGCAAAUGCUGCAAAUGGCGGUGGUGGUAGUUCAUCGCCAUCUGCAGCUGCAACUGGGCUCCACAAGCUUGUUAUUUUACAAGCUACUGUGGAGUAUGUGCGGUAUCUCAAACAAUGCGUGGAGACUCUAGAGACGAAAAACCACGAAAUGCAAUUUCAUUUAAUUCAGCUCCAGCAGCAAAUUGCCGGUGCCGGUGCCGGUGCCGGUGCCAAUGCCGGUGGAAAUGGGUCAAGCCCUACUAUUUCCAGUAACUUGCAAGAAGAGAGUGCACCAGCACAUGUGCAGCCACAACAGCCCGACGUUUAUCACCCAGAACUUCACCAGAUUCAACAGCAGCAGCAGCAACAACAGCAACAGCAACAACAGCAACAGCAACAACAGCAACAGCAACAACAGCAACAGCAAUCUGAAUAUAUAACAGAUAAAUCUGAGCUCCCUAGUCCCACGACAGCGGGUCCCAAUUCUUUGGGUUCUUCCGACCCGGACACCAGGGACACUUCUACUACUACUGCUACUGCUACUGCUACUGCUACCGCUACUACUACUAAUUCACCUGUAAACCCCGGUUCAAGUAAAAAUGGCCAUUCUUCUCCUGUUAUUUUGGACGCCGAUGCUGAAGCUGCUGCAGCGGCUGUUGCUGGGUUGACUAAACUACAUCGCUCAUCAUUUUCACAAUCGGAACGUAUAAUUCCUUCGCCGUCACUGGUGGCUACAGACCAAGAAGCGCUCACAAAGAUGCAUUCUACAAGUGGUUCACCUGUAACUGGGGCCUCGGCCACACGACAGGAUUUGGUUGUAUCUGCAACAACUACAGAAUCAACACCUACUGCGUCAACAUCAACUUCAACUUCAACUUCAACAUCAACAACUUCUUCAUCGACAACUUCAACGGCAAAUGCAAGCCAGACUUCAGAUUCUGUUAGUCGCAGUAGUAGUAGUCCGCCAUCCAGUAGUAUGGCAAGCCCAGCACCUGGGACCACUGCUGUUGUAGCACUUGUUCGCGACAAGACUCAGAGUCCUAGCAGCCAGCCACGUGCCACAGUUGAGCCGUCUCCACGGAUCCGCGUGUCUGAUUUGAUUUGCUGA